AUGGCAGCUACCUCCCGUUUGAACACACUCGCUGAGCAGAACAACAAUACCAUAGCUCCAAGAGUCAACAGCAACAGUGGUGCGCCUAAUGAGCAGUUUAAGGCGACCCGAAUCUGGAAUGAAAUACUGCAAGCCUUCUACCUGGGCAUUGAGUUGAAGAAGCACAGUCGAACGAUGAAGACCUACCACGACUGCUUCACCGCCUCCCAGGCAGUCGACUGGCUGAAGAACUACCUGCGAGAGUGCGAGCACUUCAGAGACCGCAAGGUGACCCGAUUUCAGGCGCUGAACCUCCUGCGAAAGUACCACAAAUCGUGCAUCAUUGAGCGAGUGAGGGAGAAGGGCAAGGAGGGCAAGGAGUUGCAGGACAACAACGAACUGUACCGCUUCAGCAUCAGCGCCAAUGAGAAUCUGCCCUUUCUGAAUGCGAGUCGCAGCGAGGCCGACCUCCUUGGAGCAACCACCAGCGAACCCCUAAAAGAUGAGCCUCCUGUUGAGCUGACCCUCAAUGAGAAGGUGUUCGCCUACAAAAGCACCAUUUACGAGCAGAUGCGCGCCGUGCAGCCUUGCAUCGGCGACUGGCUGAAGCUGGAGAAGAUCGACGGAACGACGCUCUACAAUAACAUCACCCGCGUCAACGCCAAUGGAGUGGUGCAGCUGUCUGAUAAGACGGCGGACCUGCCGCACUGGAUCAUGUCGGCGAUGAAGUGUCUGGCUAACUGGCCCAAAGCAAGUGGCAGUGGAAACUGCCUGCCAAAGUACCCCGGUUUUGAGUAUGACGUUUUCAUUUUAGUUCGCGAUUACUUCAUCAACCUUGAGGAGCCAAUCAUUCCCUUUGAGUACUACAAACUAAUUUCGAACACCUUUGACAGCUACUCUCAGGAGGCAGUUGCCUUGCUGAGAACCAAGCAAUCUUUGCCCAGCUUCCUCAAAUGCAACUCUGCUCUGAUGACUGCAAACGAAUCAAAUAACAACAAUAUCAUUGCAAAUGACAUUCUCAACCUGCCAAAGAACUGCGUCUACGAGACGGCUUUUUCCGGUCGAGAGCCGGUGACCAAGAUUGUGCCCAUCGAUGAGCUGUCCAUUGUGCUGCCAAAUUACUUUUCCCAGCUGAAUGGCCUUAAGUCGGUCAUAUCUCCCUUCAACAGCUCGACCUGUUCGUCGAGCAACACCUUUCGGGCAAUCUCUACGAUGCCUCGCAGUGGCUCAAAGCUGCGCAGUCAGCAACAGCAGCGACAGUGCCAACAAUCAUUCAUCAACAACAGCAACAACAACAACUCAACCCCGCAGGGCGUAAAGAACACUAGCCAGAUGAUGUCUGACAUUCUGUGUCUGGAAAGUCCGCCCGAGUCAGGGGAGUACAUGCUCGGCAAGGAUAUGAGUGGUGAUGGCUCUAGACGGUUCUACUCGCUGCAUCGAAAUCGAACUCGACAGUCAACGAGAAGCAGCAGCAGCUCUCAGCAGCAAAACAUGUCAGUUGUACAAACUCUAGCCAACUCAAGAAAGUACUACACUUUACUGCAGAUGAUACUCUUUACGCUGCCAUCUUCAAAUCGAAGGCACCUUCAGCUGCUGCUGAGGCUCUUCCACAAGAUUAUUCGCAAUAAAGAACUGUGCAUACUAACCAAGGACUCAGUAGCCCUGAAGGAGCACAUUGUCAUCACUUUUACCCGAUCUCUUUUUAGAUGUAAAAUCGAAGCAGAGUACAAUGAGCUGAAAGCUCGUGAAUUUAUUUCUUUUUUAAUUGACGAGUGCAUGGAGGUGUUCAGUCUGCCUGAAGCAAUCACCAAAGCACUUGAGAAGGCAAUUGAUGACCUAAAAACCCGCAAAAACGGACAGCAGAAGAAGACUGCCGGCAACUUCUGCCAAACGGUUACGAAUGAGGAGUUUGAGAUGCAGCGUGACGUCCUUUCAGAGGUGGCUCUCAGCGAACUCCUCGAGAGCAUCAUGCGCGACGAGUCCAUGUCGGAGCGCGACAAACUGAAGUGGAUUAAACAG
Messenger RNA from Rhagoletis zephyria (snowberry fruit fly), 1998 nucleotides. The record is from RefSeq and is a predicted model, not a curated record. NCBI's taxonomy places the organism in Eukaryota, Metazoa, Arthropoda, Insecta, Diptera, Tephritidae.